Syngnathoides biaculeatus (alligator pipefish) is the source of this 5336-nucleotide messenger RNA. RefSeq names its product excision repair cross-complementation group 3 (gene ercc3). Gene Ontology annotation, molecular function: ATP binding; hydrolase activity; 3'-5' DNA helicase activity. NCBI's taxonomy places the organism in Eukaryota, Metazoa, Chordata, Actinopteri, Syngnathiformes, Syngnathidae. Bases 104 to 2446 code for a protein of 780 amino acids. Gene Ontology annotation, biological process: transcription initiation at RNA polymerase II promoter; nucleotide-excision repair. Gene Ontology annotation, cellular component: transcription preinitiation complex; nucleotide-excision repair factor 3 complex; transcription factor TFIIH holo complex. The transcript has 15 exons. The record is from RefSeq and is a predicted model, not a curated record.
UUACGCCAUGGCGGCCGUGCCACUACAAAGCUUCUUCACGGCAAAUAUCGCAACUCGUCUCUCAACAACUAUUUAAAGAGAAGAAGGCUUCCAAGCAGAGAAAAUGGGGAAAAGGGAUAAAGGGGAUCGAGAGAAAAAGUCCAAAAAGCGUUUCUAUGAAGAGGAUGACGAUGAGGAAGAGGUGGUGGGGGGCAAGGCCCAGGAGGCCAUACCAGCAGCUGCGGGGAAACAAGUGGAUGAAUCCACCACCAAGAUGGAUGAAUAUGGAGCCAAAGACUACCGUAGUCAGAUGCUUCUCAAGAAUGAUCACUCCUCACGGCCCCUAUGGGUGGCUCCUGAUGGGCACAUCUUUCUUGAAGCCUUUUCACCAGUGUACAAGUAUGCACAGGAUUUCUUGGUGGCCAUCGCAGAGCCGGUGUGCAGGCCCAACCACGUCCACGAGUACAAACUAACGGCUUAUUCACUGUAUGCAGCUGUGAGUGUGGGGCUGCAAACCUCUGACAUAGUGGAGUAUCUGCAGAAACUCAGCAAGACCUCCGUGCCUGAUGGAAUUGUGCAGUUUAUUAAGCUGUGCACUGUCAGCUACGGCAAAGUCAAGCUGGUGCUCAAGCAUAAUAGGUAUUUUGUUGAGAGCACAUUCCCUGAUGUGAUUCAACGUCUCCUGCAGGAUGAAAGGAUCCGAAAAUGUCGCCUCUCUGCUCCCGAUGGCACAGACGGCGAGUUAAUUACUGAGGUCAUCCACAGCAAGUCAGCGAUCUCCAAGUCCGUUGAGGACAAAGGAGGUCCUUCCACCUCACAGCAGUCCGCUGAUGGUCAAACUUCGGUCCAGCAGGUCCCUGAGGACAUCUUCAGUUACUAUGAGCAAAUGGAUAAGGAGGAAGAGGAGGAGGAAGAGACUCAGGCCGUAUCUUUUGAGAUUCAACAGGAUAUGAUCGAGGUGCUACAAAAGCGCUGCAUUGAGCUGGAGUACCCACUUCUUGCGGAGUAUGACUUUCGGAAUGAUACGGUCAACCCGGACAUCAACAUCGACCUGAAGCCGACUGCUGUACUACGACCCUAUCAGGAAAAAAGUCUGCGUAAGAUGUUUGGCAAUGGACGUGCUCGCUCCGGAGUCAUUGUGCUGCCCUGUGGAGCGGGUAAGUCUCUAGUGGGCGUAACAGCAGCGUGCACAGUCCGCAAACGUUGCCUGGUAUUGGGUAACUCCUCUGUGUCGGUGGAACAGUGGAAGUCCCAAUUCAAGAUGUGGUCCACUAUCGACGAUUCUCAAAUCUGCCGCUUCACUUCCGAUGCCAAGGACAAGCCCAUCGGUUGCUCAGUGGCCAUCAGCACCUACUCCAUGUUGGGCCACACCACCAAGCGCUCGUGGGAAGCUGAGAGGGUCAUGGAGUGGAUGAAAAGCCAGGAAUGGGGCCUCAUUAUCCUUGAUGAAGUACACACUAUUCCUGCCAAAAUGUUUCGAAGUGUACUGACCAUCGUGCAGGCACACUGCAAACUAGGCCUCACUGCUACUCUAGUGAGGGAGGAUGACAAGAUUGUGGACCUCAACUUCUUAAUUGGGCCAAAGCUUUACGAAGCCAACUGGAUGGAGUUGCAGAGCAAUGGCUAUAUAGCCAAAGUCCAGUGCGCAGAGGUGUGGUGCCCGAUGUCUCCAGAGUUUUACAGAGAGUACGUGGCCAUCAAAACAAAGAAGCGCAUCUUGCUUUAUACCAUGAAUCCCAAUAAAUUCCGGGCUUGCCAAUUUCUCAUUCGGUUCCAUGAGCGGCGUAAUGACAAGAUCAUUGUCUUUGCUGAUAAUGUCUUUGCCUUGAAAGAAUACGCAAUUCGUCUUAACAAGCCCUACAUCUAUGGGCCAACCUCCCAAGGGGAACGCAUGCAGAUCUUGCAGAACUUCAAACACAACCCAAAGAUCAACACAAUUUUCAUUUCCAAGGUUGGAGACACCUCAUUUGACUUGCCAGAAGCCAAUGUUUUAAUCCAAAUCUCCUCUCAUGGUGGCUCACGGAGGCAGGAAGCCCAGAGACUUGGUCGAGUUUUAAGAGCCAAAAAAGGAAUGGUCGCAGAGGAAUACAACGCAUUCUUUUAUUCGCUAGUGUCUCAAGACACCCAGGAGAUGGCGUACUCCACCAAGAGGCAGAGGUUUCUCGUGGACCAGGGCUACAGCUUCAAGGUGAUCACACAGUUGGCAGGAAUGGAGGAAGAGGAUUUGAUGUUCUCCACCAGAGAGGAGCAACAACAGCUCCUUCAGAAGGUUCUGGCUGCAUCUGAUCUUGAUGCUGAGGAGGAAACUGUGGAGGUGGGGACAAGGCCACAGUUUUCGCGGCGAACAGGGACCAUGAGCUCCAUGUCUGGUGCUGACGACACAGUCUAUAUGGAAUAUCAGGGCAAAAGCAAGGCACCAUCUCUGGGCAAAGGAAUACAUCCGCUCUUCAAACGCUUCAGGAAGUAGACGGCCUUAUAAAAAUUCAAACUUUACAAUUACCCACUGCAAAGGGGCGUGAAGAGGCCACAAUGGUUAGCGCGUCCGGCUCACAGUUCCGAGGACAGGAGUUCAAAUCUUGGCUUCGUAUGUGGAGUGUGUAUAUUCUCCCCGUGCUUGCGUGGAUUUGCUUCAGUGUUUCCAGAACAUGCACGCGGUUUCAAUGAAAUCUACUACGACUUCUUUUAGUAGCAACAUGUAACCACUCAAGGGAGAAUUAAUUUUUUUUUAAAGCAGAUUACAUUACUGUUCCUUGAAGGUCAAAAGGAGACAAAAUAAAUGUAGACAAAAACCUUGUUCUGUUAAUUGAAAUUAUCUGCACCUCAUUUUGUUUAUGUAUAUAUAUAUAUAUAUAUAUAUAUAUAUAUAUAUAAAAAUACAUUGAGUCAAAUUUAUUAUUUCAAUCAGCUUUAUUUGAUCAUCCAAACUACGCAUUUAUAAAAAUCCCACAAUUUUAGAUGGUAAACGUAAAAAAUAAAACACAAUUACGAGUGAAUGCGGAAAAUUGAGCCAGUCGUCAACUAGUCUUCAUAUCUUCAUGCUAUUUCAUUUAGACUGAAUAUGAAAAUCCAUUUCUUUCUUUAACAUGUUGACAAACCUAAACUCGGAAAUGUACGUGCACAGUGUAUUAGUAAACAUUUUUGGGAGAAUGUAGCUACAGCACAUCCUAGGGCAGUUUAUUUCUGCUGGGAAACUGAAGUUAAUACCAGUGUUUAACAAACACUGGAGAGAAGAUGUGCCGAAGAAGAGUACACUUGUGAACUUGCAUGCAGUCAGUAUUCCACAUCAUUCUGACCACCAUAUCAUAUUUGUAGAAAUACACAAUUUGUUAAUAAAUACUAACUGGCAGUGUCAUUUUGGUUUUAUCCCGAUAUAGCACGACUGUGCACACUUGUGUAUUAAUGGGGAACCUCAGAAUGUACUAAAAGCUACAAUUUCUCAAAAAGAACAGAGGAAAAAAUGUACAACCUAAUCACAACCUGGGAAUCCUCCUUAAGUGCAGUGGUGUAGUGUUUAGUGGUUGCAGGGUUCUUCAAUCUUGGAUGUUUUUUGAGGCCUUCCCCAUUAACCUGUGAGGGCCCCAAGCCAUUCUCACCUUUCCUUUCAGGACCACUGAGUGUGUUUCUUAUAGGCCCAUUUUGGCAUCUCAAGGAGAGGUGAGCUCGGGAAUGAGGCCUUUUAAGGCCAUGGGAUCACGCCUUGAUGCAAAAAGAACAUGACACUGGGUGCCAUGGAGAUGAUGCGUUUAUGGCAGGAAGUUGGCAUGAGAGAUUUUUGUAUCUGUUCGUAGCCAUAAAGCACAAUUUGUGUGCGCUGAGGGGCACCGCGUUAAGAGUUUUAGGAACUUCCCGGACCAGCUGUCUCCUCAUUGGCUGUCAUCUUUUGACGACGAGGACUUUGUUUUCGCACCGUCGUCUUCACCUUCAUCAGCUGAACGACAGGGAAGCAAAUUGACAAGUCAGAGUCAUGCUUGGCUUGCAGAGUGAGCCAUGUGCUGUUUUAUUCUGAAGGUCGUUAUUUCCUGUGCCCUACUCAAUUUUGCAUUCAUCGAUUCCAAUAAUGAUCAAUUCCACACCCUUGAUAAAAUUCUUAAUCUGUUAUAAUCCUUUUACCCAUAUCUACUUUUGACAAUUUUAGUCAAAGUUUUUCUUGGGAUCGUUCUGCUGGUGUUGCUUUUAAACUUUUAUUCAUGCCCCGCUUUCUAGAUUUGUAUGUUGAAGAACUUGAUUUAUAACGCAACUACUUUAUUACAUUUGUGUGCAAGUCCUUGUGUGGACUUUGUCCUGGUCCAUAGUCUCAUAUAGUUUACCUGAAAUAUUUCCGUUAAAGACUGUUACUUGGAUUGUUUUUCCUCUGUUUUCACAGAUUUAACAUUUUUGUUGGAUACUUAACCCACUGGACUGUCUAAUGGUUAGAAUCAUACAAUCUAAUGAGAGUCAAAACAUGACCUGUCCCAAGUUUUUUAAGAUCUCAAACCUCCGAAGUCAGGGGCCUCUCAAGUCGUAUUCUGACAUCUAUUAACUCCACAAGUGUGUUUUGUCUUUUUGUGACUUCUAGCUCAUUGUAGCAGUGAUAGCACAAAGGAAAUGAGGAAUGAAAAUCAUGGAACAGAAAACGGAACUGCAAGAAUACUGUACACACAUCUGUCCUGGCUGCUCGUGAAAUAUAGCAUACGUUUGUCACCUAAACUAUUUUAAAGGCUUGAAAAUCUACGAUUGAUGCAAUAUAAAAAGGAUGAGGUGACUGCUGUCUUAUAGGCAAAAAGGAAUCUGCCUUUGCGGCUGACGGGCUUUCUUCUACACCGAAGCAUUAAAAGUUAUACAUUUUUAGCAAAAUAAAUUCAAUCAGUGGUAUGUAACUUACUUUUUCUCAUUAUUGUCUCCAGAUGAUUUCUUCCUGUUUAAGACUUUCACUCUUAAGGGGAUAAUGCCAUGAGGCGACCGCAAUGAAGAACAGUUGCAAUUACAUGACUUUGUGUCCACUGCAGUAAUGAGAUUUGCCCUCAAGCUAUUUUCCACCCUUUUAAACAGCUUGAUUUUUUUUUUUUUAAGUUUUAAUAACAAACCUGCAUUGAAGAUUGACUAAUUGUAUUCAUAUGCGAAAGAAUCUGAAGUGACCAAAUUUGUAUGUCAAUUUCUGCUCCCGUUAUUGUGAUGUGUGUGUUAAACUGCCCUGCAUCAUACUCAUAUAUGUAACUUUUUUUUUAAAAUCAACUAACAUCUCUUAAAAUAAAAGGAAAUGAAAACAACACACAUAAUAAAAACCUACUACAGUAAUACCUUACUGGCAGUGGCAAUGAAAACUGCAUUAUCAUACUGUAAUUGAAAAGGCAGUUCUGAAUUUUGUGGCCGGGCAGCAU